UAUUAAUAAAACAAUAUUUUGUGUGCAACGUGGUUUAUUCCAGUCACGUUGAAUCUCACCGUAACUACUCUCAUCUCGCGGGAGUUCAGAAAAAACACUGUUCAUGCAGUGGGGAGACAAGGCGAAUUAGUAAAGGACAGCUGAAAAGCAUGCCUUCUGAGGAGAAACCUCGUUUUGUCGUGUUGUACGGGUCUCAGAAGGGUCAAGCUCAGUCCAUAGCCGAGGGCAUUGCUGAGGAGGCUGAGGAGCACGGGCUGGUUGCUGAUCUGUGCUGCCUGAACCAGAGUGAGAAGUACAAUUUGGACAAGGAGAGAGCCCCAGUGGUAUUCGUUGUGUCCACCACUGGAGAUGGGGACCCUCCAGACAAUGCCCUCCAGUUUGUGAAGCGCAUCAAGAAGAGGACCCUCUCCCCUGACCACUAUAAACACCUUUUAUAUACUCUUUUAGCUUUAGGAGACACAAAUUAUGCAAAUUUCUGCAACUGUGGCAAGACAAUCGAACGUCGUCUUCAGGAACUGGGAGCCAAACAGUUUUAUCAGACGGGGUACGCUGAUGACGGCGUAGGGUUGGAGCUGGUUAUUGACCCUUGGCUUGAAGGACUGUGGAAAGCUAUUAAAGGAGCCUUAUCAAAUAUGGCUUCUGACGGGACGACUCAGCUAAAGGAGAAUGUAGAGGAUUCUGCUAAAGACAUCCCGGACUCGUCCCCAUUGGACGUCCAGUUAAAGCGCCUGAGCAUCACUGAUAAACAGAAGUCUGAGCUGGACUCACAUGCUUCUCCGUUGAAGGUUGCUGGUGUUAGGCCAGCUUCUACCGGGAGCACUGGUUUACCAUCCGAAUCUACCUCAUCUGCCCCGCAUGUUUCCCUGGUAGCCUCACUGCAGCGCUCUGUGCCGCCGCUCUCUGAGUCCUCUCUGAAUGUUCCUGCUCUAUCUCCACCGUUCUUACAGGUUACCUUUCAGGAGGCGGAUGUUGUGGAACAGACUUUUGAACCAUUGCACAGGGAGACUCUUCAUCAGGUGCCGAUCUCCAAGGCGGUUCAGCUGAGCAAAGGAGAUUCAGUGAAGACGGCCAUUCUGCUGGAACUGGAUAUUUCUGGUUGCCCAUCCAUGAACUAUCAACCUGGAGAUUCCCUUGACAUUUUCUGCCCAAACAGGGCUGAAGAGGUGGACCAACUGCUGCACAGACUGGGCCUCCAGUCCCAACAGAACCAUCGCGUUCAGAUUACUCUAAGGGAGGAUACAAAGAAAAAAGGUGCUCAGGUUCCAUCACACUUCCCUCAGAGCAUUUCUCUGCUGUUGCUGCUCACUUGGUGCCUUGAGAUCAGGAGCGUUCCUAAGAAGGCUUUUCUGCGUGCCUUAGUGGAGCAUACAUCAGACAGCGCCCAGAAGAGGAGACUGCAGGAGCUCUGCAGUAAGCAAGGGGCUGCAGACUACAACCUCUUUGUACGAGAUCCAAGCCUGAGCGUCCUGGAGCUCUUAGCAGCCUUCCCGUCCUGCUCGCCUCCUCUCAGCCUCCUCAUAGAGCUUUUGCCGAAACUGCAGCCCAGGCCUUAUUCAGCAGCGAGUUCCCUUCUCAGGCAUCCAGGAAAGUUUCAUUUUGUCUUCAGUGUGGUUGAGUUCCCAGCAUGCUCUGGGAGGCCCACAGGCGGACGAGGCUUAUGCACUGGCUGGCUUUUUGACAUUGUCAAUCCCAGCCUGGUUUUCCCUGUGCAGACUGAAGCCUCCAGUAGCCCGGCUCUACCAAAGAUUCAUGUGAGUUUGAGACCCAACUGCUCCUUUCGACCUCCUUCUGACCCAUCAGUGCCCGUUAUUAUGAUUGGACCUGGAACUGGAGUGGCUCCUUUUAUCGGAUUCCUUCAACAAAGACAGGAGGAGAGGAAGGAAAAGCCCGAGGCCCAGUUUGGUGAAACCUGGCUGUUCUUUGGUUGCCGCUACAGAGACAGAGACUACCUGUUCAGAGAGGAACUUGAGAACUUUGUGACCAGCGGCACCCUGAACCACCUGAAAGUGUGUUUCUCCAGAGAAGACAGGAAGGAUGAGGAGGAGCCCAGAUACGUCCAACAUAAUCUGUUGCUCUGCUGCCAACGAGUCACCGACAUCCUGCUCAGACAGAACGGCUACAUCUAUGUCUGCGGGGAUGCUAAGAAUAUGGCCAAAGAUGUGAAUGACACCCUGCUGGAGAUGAUUAAAGCUGAGCUGCAGGUGGACCAACUGGAGGCCAUGAAGACUCUGGCAGGACUUAGAGAAGAAAAGCGCUACUUACAGGACAUCUGGGCCUGACUGUAGAGGAACAUACUGUAUAAGACUUUUUUUGCUGCAUCUGCUGAACUACCAAAUACGUCUAAAGUAAAAGAAAUACAGCCUUCUCAGCUGUAACCUCCUGAUCCAUAAAAUGAUUGCUGCAGAUGCCUGAAGGUAGUUUACACCAGCCAAUGUCACCAAGAUAGAGCGACCCAUGUGACCUGUGGAUAUCGGUUCAGUCCACCUCUCUUGCCUUUGCUGUUUAAACAGAACUGACCUUGGUCAUUGCAGCAGUGCUGGAGAUUCGCCCUGUGGUGUGAAAAGCCUUUUAGUGCCGGUUUGUCCUUUCUGAUGAAAAGGCAUUUAUUACUGUCAGCCUUAAUGGAGUGACUUUGAUGAGACUGAGAGCAGGAUACUUUUACCACCUUGGCAGCACAUUGAUGUGUAUUUUUAAACACAAAUAAAAUUAUUAUCAUACAAGGAAGGAU
Cyprinodon variegatus (sheepshead minnow) is the source of this 2728-nucleotide messenger RNA. It is a transcript of the gene mtrr, whose product is annotated as 5-methyltetrahydrofolate-homocysteine methyltransferase reductase. The transcript has 15 exons. Gene Ontology annotation, cellular component: cytosol. Bases 150 to 2279 code for a protein of 709 amino acids. The record is from RefSeq and is a predicted model, not a curated record. Lineage: Eukaryota; Metazoa; Chordata; Actinopteri; Cyprinodontiformes; Cyprinodontidae. Gene Ontology annotation, biological process: homocysteine metabolic process. Gene Ontology annotation, molecular function: FMN binding; flavin adenine dinucleotide binding; [methionine synthase] reductase (NADPH) activity.